ACACCAGGCUUCCGGCAGGGAUCGGGCAGUGAUGGCGCACCGCCUGGCAGAGCUGGAGGCUCAUCUGGACGCUCACCGAGCCGGGGACCGGGAGGAAAGCGUCCUGAGGCGCUGCAGAGGGAGACCCAGACUCACGGACUCCGACCGGGCCCAGAGGCGGCUUCAGUCCCGCAAGAAGUACGACGUGAGGCGGGUUUAUCUCGGAGAGGCGCACAAGCUGUGGAGCGAGCUCCGCCGGAGGACCAGUCUGAGUGAUGCCGGGCUGGCGGAGUACCUGAUCCUGCUCAACUCCACCUACGGAGAGAAGUACCAGCAGAAAUACUGCGGGAAGAAGAUUACUCCAGAAGUGUCAGUAAAACAGAAAAGAGGUAGGAAGCAGCGAGUGUCGAGCCUCCAGAGUCUGGUGUGUUGGUACCAGGAACACUCCCACUCCUGCCCCCACGAGCCCCAGCUCAGAGCUCUGGAGCCCCAGUCCAACUUCUCCACAGCCGCUAUCUGGCAAUGUGACUCCAAUCACUCUUUUGUGCAAUACCUUUUCUCCCCACUGAGGGAGGCUAGCGACUCUGAGCAUGAUGAAGGAGAAGGAGAGAAUACAGCAGCAAAAACAGAGGUGCUGGUGGCUAAAGGCGCAGCCAGUCGGAGGAGAAGGAAGGAGGCUCACAAACAGUUCAAAGAUGUGGAAGAAAAUGUGGAUGUAUCUGAGGUCCAACAUACAACUGUGAGCUCCAUAGAAGAGGCUGCAGCUCUGAACCACCAGCCCAGCUUAGAGGCUUCCUCCAGGGAUGCUCCACUGACAGGACAGCCUGUCUGGGAGAUGGAGAUGGAGAUAGUGCGACAGCAAGGCUCCCUCUCGGCUGAGUUUCGCUCCAUCCCUGCAGAGGAGGAGGAGGAGGAGGAAGAGGAGGAGGCUGAGGAUCUGAGGCAAGGCAAGGAUGGAGGGGAGGAAGAAGGAGAGAGGCUCGGAGAGGAAGAAAUCAGGACUGUUCGGCACGACUACGAGUGCGUUACGGUGACGGCGUCUUUAGCUGAUGAGCUGGAGAAGGCAGACGAGGACUCGGUGCUGUCUCAGAGCCUCAGCGGUUCGGUCCCGCUGGGCGCUCAGCCGGAGCUGUCGGUCCCUCCGCCCAUGCAGGUACAAGAGCAGAGCGAACUGUUUGACCCUCAGGCUCUGCAGACGGUGGUGACCGGCUGUGAGAUUCCUGACCAGAGGACGGCUCUGGAGGGCUCACAGUUAAUCAUCAUCACUGGCCCCAGCUAUGAGGCGUUAGCAUCAGAGGGGAUCCAGCUCAACAUGGGCAGCGGAAACGUGGAGGAAGUCACCUGCACUGUCAUCGGGGGCGUCACCUACAACCAGGUGUGCACGUCUGACUCAAAAAUCAGAGCAGCAGAGGACGAGGACUCCAUGACAGGUUUGAGUGACAAACAGCUGCUGCAGCCCACUGUGGAUCCUCUGGAGCUGAGCUCUGACAGAGAGCUGCAGAGGAGUCUGAGCAGUGUUCGGUCAAAGAGAAGCAGGCGAGGUCCGGUCAUUGAGGCUGAUGGGAUGCUGAAAAUGUUCCACUGUCCAUAUGAGGGCUGCAGUCAAGUCUAUGUAGCAAUUAGCAGUUUUCAGAAUCAUGUGAACUUAGUUCACAGGAAAGGAAGGACAAAGGUCUGCCCUCAUCCUGGCUGUGGAAAGAAAUUCUACCUGUCAAACCACCUGCAUCGACACAUGAUCAUCCAUUCAGGGGUCAGAGAUUUCAUCUGUGAGACGUGUGGAAAAUCAUUUAAGCGCAAGAAUCAUCUGGAAGUUCACAGACGGACACACACAGGAGAAACACCACUCCAGUGUGAAAUCUGUGGUUACCAGUGUCGCCAGCGUGCAUCUCUGAACUGGCACAUGAAGAAACACACUCCAGAGGCCCACUACAACUUCACCUGCGAGUUCUGCGACAAGAGGUUCGAGAAGCUGGACAGUGUCAAAUUCCACAAGCUAAAGAGCCACCCUGACAAGCAGGCGACCUGAGGUGUUCUGAUGCUGCUAAUCAGAGCUGAAGCAGCACAGGCUGGCCCUUAGAAACUAAAGAAGACUUCCAGUGAAGAGAAAAGACUUUCCUUUGCUGGGUUUGUCAUGAAGUUCAUGUCCAGGAUGAUGUGAGCGUUGCCUGUGUUCAUCCAGGCUGUGGAUGGAGUGGACCAGUAUAACAGCUGUGCAGGACACAAGCUGUGUGGCUGAACACAGGUUUUGAACAUUCUGUGUUUGGUACAGUGGAAAUGGAAAACAAAAUCGAUUUUUGAUUAUUUGGUGAAGGCUGUUAAGCAGUCUUAGCAAGCUCAGCUAAAGUUGACUUUUUUGUAUUGCCUCCGAAACCAAAACUACAAGAGCGAAAAUGUUCAACCGUCAGCUGCAUAUGUCAGCAUGGUGGGCUAACUAGCAGACUACCUACAGUAGUUAUAUUUGCUUCCAUGGUUCGUGGCAUUUCAUACCACAGAUUAGGUUAAAGUCCAUGUUCACGACCAGACAUCCACUGUAUUGUAUUUCCUCAUUGUGUAGGAGACAGAGCAGACCAGGAGAGCUUCCAUUCUAGCAGCUAAUCAUGUUUUCUCAGAUAUAUUCCAUCCUGUUCUAAACUUUAAAACCUUUCUCUUUCAAAGGUUAGAACUUAAAUUGACAAACAAAAAGCCCAGUCUUGUUUUUCCCAUUGUAAAAGCUAAGCAGCUAAUAUUGGGCAGUUACAGCAAAACAGUCGGUCUAUAACUUUUUUCUUAUUAUACUUAAAAUACUAGUACUAACUGGCUGUACAAGAACAGUACUGCCUAUUAGGUCCUAUGCUUUCUCCAUAGAUUAUAAACAGAAGAUGAUGGAUAUUUUCUUGAGGGGUUCCUUCAACUUUAUACUCAGUCUCGUCAUGUAUGUAGCCAUCAAGUUUCUGUGACCCUUUUACAGGAUUCUCAUUUUAAAAUGAACAUUGAAAAUUGACUGAAGGCACUUUUCAGCCAACGCAUGGCUCAGCUUUUUUAUACCCGACUGCGACAACAACUCUUGAGUGGUAAAUCUGUCACCAUCAUUUUGUAGUGAUACAACCAAGGGAGGGAGCACUUAGCAAACAGUCAGUUAAAAGUAGAAAUUAUUUAAGAUUUUUGUAGGCUUUGGAAGUUGUUCUGCAAUGAUGCAAAGUCCCGAUGAAGUUGUUUUUACCCCUGAUCCGAUCAGGGUUAUUUAAUACCUUUUUCCUAGAUGGAUAUGCACUUCAAAGUACAUUAAAGUUGCAUUAAAAUGAGUCACGUAUCUAUGCUGGACUCUUGCACUCCUCCAUCUGCUCUAAAAGCUCCAGAAUAUGGCAGAAACCUGUUUUCUCCACAUGAUAUCAGAACAUGGUAUUGUACAUUAGCUGUAGUGCCUGGUUAUGCCACCAGGUGGAGCCUCUUUCUGCGUAACACUGGAGGCGUUCCUUAGUCUCAAGGCAGUUACAUUUUAGUAAGCAGAGUGCAUCGUGGGAGUUUAGCAAGUAAAUGGCCACCAUGACAGAGACAUCAAUGGCACUUAAUAUCUUCUGUCUGGAGUUGGUCUGUUUUAAAUCCUGACAUGUUCUCUCAUUCUCACACCUGCAGAUCUAAAGGAUUGGAUUAACAAUAGAGUAGAUGCCAUUAAGUUAAAAAAUUAUGACGGGCUUCAAUCCUAAUGUUUGACAUCUGGACAUCUCUAAGCCAAUCACAGUUGUUUUGUGUGGUGCAAAGCCCAGGAUGCAGUGAUGGUGCCCCUCAACGUAGUGGUGGAGGAUUGUUUUGGAGGUACACGAGCACUGUGAGUAAAAUCCCUGGUUUACAGGAAAAUAACAAAUAAUAGGCGCACCUUGUUGCUUGAUUUAAAUUAUAGGCAAAAAUUUCCAUUUUAAAUGGUUGGCUUGCUUCUUGGAGAUUGUUGUUUCCCAUAGUGAGGAGGAUUUUGAAAAUGGUAACAUGCAAAUAGUGGAAGGGGAGGAAAAAGCUCCAUGAAAUACACUUAAGAAAUGACCCAAAGUCUACAAUCCAUGAAUCAGACAUGUGGAAAUGAUUUAUGACUCCUCUGGUUGCAAAAAGAAGUCCUUGCAUCUUCACUCACUCAGUUUUCUCACUUGAUUUGUUACCUCAGUAAACAUUUCCCUGAUGAGUUCAUGAUCCCUCAAUACAGCAUGAUGUUUACUUUGUAGAUUAUGGUCCCAUUUAGAAUAGAACAGACAGUAAGGCAGGAUUAUUUUUUAGGGUGUGGCUGCUGUCAUAUAUGGUUUCAAAAGAUAGAGGUGGUCAAAUUUCAGAAUGAAAGCUUUCAAAACAGUGGGUGACGUCAUGUGGUUUACAGGAUACAGUAUGUGUAAAGGCCACUACGUUUGUAUUAAAUAGGUUAAAAAAUCCAAAACAUUGGCAAGAUCCUUUUGAAGAUUUCAGAUAAAAACUGUGGAUCUGUAAAAUGGAAACAAACCAAAUGCUGGGACUGGUCCAGAUAAUACUAUUCCAGUGAGUUCUGCUUAAGCUCAUGCACAGAACAUGGAUUAAAGGUGAGGGAUGGGAGAGACAGUAAAUCUGGAAAACAUGCUGACUAGCUAAGAACCACAGACCACCUUUAAACAGGCUUGUUCGGUCCUUUAAUAUGCCAACAAUAAUGAUUACUGAUGACAUUACUCAGUUUGGUGGGUAAAUUAACAAAGCACUACAAAUAUGUGUUAAAUAUAUUCAAAUUAGGGCUUUGAAAUUGACGUCAUUGAGGUUUGACUGUUAUGUGUGGCGUCACGCUGCUUGUAUUGAUACGUAUCAUUCUUCCAUUUCAGUCGUUGAAAGUGAGCAUCUAUAGUUUGUCCAUGAGGUCAGUAUUCAUCUUAUGUUUUUCUGUUAUCUCUUUUCACCAUCCCAGUGUCCCGAAUCACAAGAAAGCUUGUGAGAUUAAUGUGACAGUUUCUCAGGAAAAUUCACCUCGGUCCUCUUGUGUCUUUCUCCUGUUCCGUCUGUUUCCAAGCAAAUGCACUUUUCUCCCUGUUUUGUCAGGUUUGUUAACCUGUUGAAUCACUAAAAUAUGUGAAUAUUC
Molecule: messenger RNA, 5038 nt
Organism: Amphiprion ocellaris (clown anemonefish)
Lineage: Eukaryota; Metazoa; Chordata; Actinopteri; Pomacentridae
Gene: znf653
Product: zinc finger protein 653
Exons: 10
Coding region: 32-2005 (657 amino acids)
Biological process (GO): regulation of transcription by RNA polymerase II
Cellular component (GO): nucleus
Molecular function (GO): transcription coregulator activity
Source: RefSeq, a predicted model, not a curated record